UCCAGGGAAUUGCCUCUGAAAAGAUAACUUACAUCAAUUUCUACCAUUUCUAAGAGACCAUAGACAUAUCCUGUGAUUUCCUCCUCUCAGAAACCUCUCUCUUUAGCAAUGAGAAAAGUCCAUCCCACUCAUUUACGUGCAGCCCACCCACUGCUGCAGUUAGAUGCCUUUAAUCCAACUGCACUUUGCUUUGUUUGCUUGUCUCUGUGUACACUAUAAACAUGAAAUCUCUGUAUAAAGUCACUGAAAUACAACAGUGGUUUUCAGGAAGAUAUAAUAAUUGCUUUAAGUUGCACUAUAUUUGCCGUAACUAAGGUUUUGUUUGUCAAGGGAAAAGUAGGUGUGUCUGUAGCUGGUUACAUAAGUACAACAUUACAACCACCUUUGAACAGACUUUUUUUUUUUUUUUUUUUUUUUUUUUUUUUAGUUUGCCUGUCCAGUUAUGUGAGUAGAAUGUAGCCACUGAGCAGGUGGUCAGUCAGUCAGUCAGGUGUGAACAGGUGUUGUACAUCCACGGGUGUUUCAAGGGAGGAAGAAGACAAUCUUGGAGAGCACAGACCUUUCUCUUGCUGCUGGUUUGGCACUCUGUAACCAUGUGGCUGUAUAAUUUUUUGCUGAGUUUUGACCUCAAGGGGCUGCUCCUUUUUCUUUUUCUUUUCCUUCUAAUAGCAGACUUCCUCAAAAACAGGAAUCCACCAAAUUAUCCUCCAGGACCACUGGCUUUGCCGAUUGUGGGGAAUUUCCUCAGUGUGGACAAUAAACAUCCACACAUCUAUUUUACUAAGCUGGCUGAUGUCUAUGGGAAUGUGUUCAGUGUCCGCCUCGGAAGUGGCAAGAUGGUGUUUGUCGCUGGGUAUAAGAUGGUGAAGGAAGCCUUAGUGACGCAAGCUGAAAACUUUGUGGAUCGACCAUACAGUCCAACCGCUGAUAGAUUCUACUCAGGAACCUCAGGUGGUCUGUUCAUGAGUAAUGGUGAAACAUGGAAGAGACAGCGGCGUUUUGCCUUGUCUACCUUACGCAACUUUGGCCUGGGUAAAAGCAUCAUGGAGCAGAGUAUCUGUGAGGAGAUCCGAUACCUGCAGGAGGAGAUAGAGAAGGAGAAAGGUGAACCUUUCAGCACAACAGGCCUCUUCAACAAUGCUGUGUCCAACAUCAUUUGCCAGCUGGUAAUGGGGCGACGUUUUGACUACAGCAACCACAACUUCCAGACCACGCUGAAGUAUCUGUCUGAGGUGCUUUUGCUGGAGGGCUCUGUAUGGAGUCUACUGUACGAGUCAUUCCCUGCAGUGAUGAAGCACUUGCCAGGUCCUCACAACAAAAUGUUCAGCCUCUUUGACACCGUCCUAGACUUCAUCAGUCAGGAAAUAAAGAGGCACAAAAAGGACCUGGACUGCAGCAAUCCCCGGGACUACAUUGACACUUUCCUCAUUGAAAUGGAGAAGCACAAAGAGUCCGACCUGGGCUUCACUGAGACCAAUCUGGCUCUGUGCUCUCUGGAUCUGUUCCUGGCUGGAACAGAGACAACCUCCACCACCUUGCAGUGGGCCUUGGUUUACCUAAUCAAAUAUCCUGAUGUCCAGGAAAAAGUCCAGGCAGAGAUAGACAGAGUGAUUGGACACACACGCCUUCCCACCAUGGCCGACAGACCCAACCUGCCUUACACUGAUGCUGUCAUCCAUGAGAUCCAGAGGAUGGGAAACAUUGUUCCUCUCAAUGGAUUCAGAAUGGCUGCCAAGGACACAACACUGGGCAGUUACUUCAUACCAAAGGGUACGUCCGUAAUGCCCAUCCUGACCUCUGUGCUGUUUGACAAGGAUGAAUGGGAGACUCCUGACACUUUCAACCCCGGACACUUCCUAGAUGCUGAGGGAAAGUUUGUGAAGAGAGAAGCUCUCCUGGCUUUCUCUGCAGGAAAACGUGUGUGUCUUGGAGAAGGCCUGGCCAAGAUGGAGCUGUUCCUGUUUUUGGUAGGUUUACUCCAGAAGUUCUCUUUCUCUGCUCCUGAUGGCGUAGAGCUGAGCACAGAGGGAGUCACUGGAACGACACGAGUACCGCACCCCUUCAAGGUUCACGCCAAAGCUCGCUGAACCAUGCAACAUCUCAGUGAACUGUUUUCCAAUUAACCUUUGUGUAACAAACAAGUUAUUUUCAUUCUUUUGCUGCUUUUCAUUCUCAACCUUUCACUGUUGUAUGACUGGCUCUCUGCCUAUACAUUUAACUCUGUGUGAUAAAGUUAAUGUUUCAUUAACAAAAAGAUGCUGUAGUACAAUUUAUAGUUAAUAUUGAUACUUUGUCCUUGUGGUUCUUAAUAACUGACUGUAUAAAGAGUUAAUGUACAUACAUACUUUGAAAUAACAAACAAAAUUUGUUAUGUUUGCAUAAAGUAAUGACUAGUCUUAUGUCAUGUAUAAGCCAUUAGUUAAUAAUAGGCUGAGAUUACUAUAAUAAAACAACUUAAACAAAUGAGUAAUAAA
Messenger RNA from Lates calcarifer (barramundi perch), 2474 nucleotides. Its product is annotated as cytochrome P450 2J4. Gene Ontology annotation, biological process: xenobiotic metabolic process. Lineage: Eukaryota; Metazoa; Chordata; Actinopteri; Centropomidae. Gene Ontology annotation, cellular component: cytoplasm; intracellular membrane-bounded organelle. The transcript has 9 exons. The coding region runs from base 594 to 2087 and encodes 497 amino acids. Gene Ontology annotation, molecular function: oxidoreductase activity, acting on paired donors, with incorporation or reduction of molecular oxygen, reduced flavin or flavoprotein as one donor, and incorporation of one atom of oxygen; heme binding; iron ion binding. The record is from RefSeq and is a predicted model, not a curated record.